Molecule: messenger RNA, 771 nt
Organism: Symbiodinium sp. CCMP2456
Lineage: Eukaryota; Dinophyceae; Suessiales; Symbiodiniaceae
Source: the annotation of a GenBank genome assembly
AUGGGCCUGAGCGCCGUGCAGGGCGAGGCGAAGGCAACGAAGGCGAAUUACUACCAGCUCUUCAGCUUCAAGAACCCAGGUAUUGUCAGCUUCGACAUCCAGGGACUCCUAGAGGACAACGACUUGGAUCUGGGGGUGAAGAUCGAGUUUGGACCCUUCGGGACGCCGACAAAGAGGAUCCGGCUGGUGAACGUCGUGGAGCAGUUCCAGAUCGUCCUUGCGGCCAUGCCUUUCGUGUCCGAAAGCAGCAAAAGAAAAGCCCUGGACGCCUUGCGCGACUUCGGGAAGAAAGAUGUCAGCUCGGUGGUCAGCAAGGUUCCACCUCCCGGCCUCACUCCUGGUUCCACUAUUGGCCUGAAGGGGGAGUGGACUUGGGAACGCUUCACCGUGGUCGACGCCGGGAACGGGGAGAUCGCUCUUCACAACACCCUCCACAACCGCUUCGUCCGGAUGAACCAGGCUGCAGCUGACCUCCCCGCCGAAUGGAGUUGGGAACGAUUCACUGUGGUCUACGCCGGAAAUGGAACGAUCGCUUUGCACAAUCGUGCCCACAAUCGCUUCGUCGCGGUGUCCGACCAGGGAGUGGCCUUCCGCAGCAUCACGAAGGAUGCAUCAGACCUUCCGGCUGCCAUGAUCUUUGAGCGCUUCCGUGUGCUGCAGGUAAAGCCUUUCCUGGAGCCGGGCUCCGUAGUGGGCCUGCACUGCGCUCGAUGGAACCGGUUUCUCCGCAUGAACGACCAGGCCCCAGCCUCUAUCGGGUUUGAGGGUUAG